Blepharisma stoltei is the source of this 1685-nucleotide messenger RNA. The record is from the annotation of a GenBank genome assembly. Lineage: Eukaryota; Ciliophora; Heterotrichea; Heterotrichida; Blepharismidae.
AUGAUAUCAGCAGCUAUGAGAAGGACUAUCAAAUCCUCAAUUCUCCACGUCAAUGAUCGCUCCUCAACUUCCAUGAUCAAAGCUGUCGUUUUUGGCUCCAGCUCACAAAUUGCUCGAGCCGCAAUAGGACUUUUAACCAAUAUCCAUGCUCAAGUCUUAAUCCCAUGCAGAACAUCUUCAAAAUGGGUUGACUAUUUAAGAAUUGGAAACUUCAAGUUUAUUUCUUUCAGACAGCAGCUAGAUUUAAAGGACCCAGAUAUCCUCGACCAAGUCCUAGAAAACGCUAAUGUAGUUAUCAAUACAAUUGGAGGCUAUCACUAUAUAAGAGACUACGAUACUCUUUAUGAGUCAAAUGUCACAGUUCCAAGAAGAAUAGCAGAAGCCUGUGCAAGGAAUCCAGACAUUUUGAGGCUCAUUCACUUUUCAGCAGUCGGCAUUGACCCAUUUUUUUAUUUUUCAACAAAAAUGAUUUUUUGAAAAAAAAUAAAAAAAAUAAAUUUUUUUCAUGACCCAGCAAGCACUUCGCCACGUCUUCAAACUAAAUGGCAUGGGGAACAAGAAGUCUUAAAUUAAUUUAGGGAUAGGCUGAUUUAUAUUGGUAAUCCAGUCCCUAAGAAUCUCAAGUGAUUCAUUUUCUUAGAGAAAUGAUUUGCAUGGCAACGCUAUAUAUUGCUACUUUUUGACUCCUUAUUGCUGGAGUGUUGCCCUUCCUCCUACACCUCGUCCUUGCAGCUCUAGCGUUUAGUUGGCAGACUACGAACUUCUGUAUCCUUGCUUGAGGUUGAUAUAUGAGCAUAGGUUGCCUUAGAGAAAGUCCAAAAAUGGAUUUUCUGGCUGACUCUUGAGAAAAAGGCAAAACUUGCCUGAAUGGUCUAGUCACUAUCAUAGCCCAUGCUGGUACCAAUUUUUAGCUCCAUGCUCCUCUUCCCAACGGUAAAAUUCAGUCAUAAUAGAUAGCCAAGUCAAGGUUCCACAUAGUGGUGAAAUUGCUUCCUUGCAUAGUUACCCAUUUCUGGGUUGACAAAAUCAUACCAGAUAUACUUAAAUACUUGUUCGAGGCUGCACGGCCAUACGACAGACGGCCAUAUUUAAUUGUGGAAAAAGAAGUCAAAGCAGCAUACCCUAAUGUGACGAUUCUAAGACCCACUACAAUUUUUGGAGAAUAUGAUAACUACGUGACUAGAAUGGGACUGAUUCAGCAGAUGAUCGAUUAUCUACCGGUUAUUGAUGACGCGAAAGAACUCAGACAGCCAAUUUACUAUAAGGACAUAGGACAAUGCGUAAUAAACUGUCUAAGAAUGCCUGAAACCAUAGGAAAAACUUAUGAGCUUGGUGGCCCGAAUGUGUAUUCUAACAGAGAAAUCAUGGAAAUCGUCUACAAUAAGAUUGGAAAGCCACCAAAUGUAAGAUCAAUUCCUUAUAGAAAAGCCCAUAAAUUUAUCCAAUACAUGCCUCAUACGUUUGGGUUUUCAAGACAUAUGAGCUUAAAUGAUGUAGAAGAAAGCCAAAUGGACAUCGUGGUAUCAAAAGACGCAUUGAAAAUUGAAGACUUGAAGGUAAAACCUGUGUCAUUCCCUCAGAAUUUGAUGAGAAUCUUGCAAGACUAUCAAGCCAAGGUUGAUUUGACGAUGGACGAAGCUCUUCAUGGCUGGUAUGGAGGACACGAUAGAACUUACGAACCAUAA